Messenger RNA from Vanessa tameamea, 1062 nucleotides. Its product is annotated as glyoxylate reductase/hydroxypyruvate reductase-like. The transcript has 8 exons. The coding region runs from base 84 to 1061 and encodes 325 amino acids. The record is from RefSeq and is a predicted model, not a curated record. Gene Ontology annotation, molecular function: NAD binding; glyoxylate reductase (NADPH) activity; hydroxypyruvate reductase (NADH) activity. Gene Ontology annotation, cellular component: cytosol. Lineage: Eukaryota; Metazoa; Arthropoda; Insecta; Lepidoptera; Nymphalidae.
AAUUCAUUCAUCAUCAGAUUGUUUAUCUAAAUCUUCCUUUGGCGCUUAAUACAUAGCUGAUCAAUAAUUGUCAAAUACUCAAAAUGUCUCUCAAACGUGUACUGAUCGUAAAUAAAAUGUUUCCCUCGUCUGGACUCGAAUUAUUAAAAAAGGAAUUAGAAACAACUGUGUUACCAAUUAUGGAUUACGAAGCGGACAGUUUGGCUACAAUCAAAGCUAAGAUUAGCGCUGGAUUUGACGGUCUAAUAUGGAAUACCAAACAUCGCUUAACUGGGGAGAUAUUAGACUUAGCGGGAUCUCGCCUCAAAGCUGUAACCACUAACGCAUCUGGCAUAGAUCACAUAGAUACGGACGAACUGAAGAAGCGCAAUCUUCCCCUGGGAAACACACCGAGUGUUUUGGACAACGCAGUUGCUGAUAUCGCUAUCGGACUUAUGAUUGGCGCAGCGAGACGCUUCAAAGAAGGCGUCAAGGAAAUUGAAACCGGUGAAUGGAAAUCGGGCGUGCAAUGGAGUCUCGGGCAGGAUAUAGCCAACAGUACUGUUGGUAUUGUGGGUUUGGGAGGAAUUGGACAAGCCGUAGUCCGCAGAUUGAAAGGCUUUGAUGUCGCUAAGUUUAUAUAUAGCGGACGCACAGAUAAAAAAGAAGCAAAAGACUUGGGAGUGAGUCGUGUGCCAUUCCCACAAUUGUUAAAAGAGAGCGACUUCAUUAUCCUUUGCUGUCCUCUAACAAAUGAGACGAAACACAUCAUAAAUGCUGACAGUCUAGGCAUUAUGAAGAAAACUUCCGUUCUCGUUAACAUUGGGAGAGGGGGUCUUGUAGAUCAAGCAGCUUUGUAUAAUGCGUUGAAGAGCGGGGAGAUAUUUGCGGCCGGAUUAGAUGUCACGACGCCCGAACCGUUAAACAAAGAUGACCCUAUAGUUUCUCUCCCUAAUUGUUACAUAAUUCCACACAUGGGCAGCGCUACGGUUGAAACAAGAAAUGCAAUGGCUAAAAUAUCUGCUGAGAAUAUACUUUUGGCUCUUAAAGGAAAACCCAUGAUGUGUCCUAUCCCAUUAUGAA